UAAGUCUAUAAGCCUGCAUUUGCCUGGCAACUGUUACCUAGUGACAGUUUCAGCGGCAGUAGCCAUUGGCUGUGCUGAUUGGGGCAGGAGGACCGAGUCACCUUUCUGAUGGUGAGUUCUUCUGCAUCAGCUCUGGAUAAGGAGGAGGAGCAGACUCUGGCUCAGGUGAAAGCAGUGAGACUGAGAAACUGUAAAGACUCUCCCGGCAGCAUCUUGAUAACUGCAUCACAGUAAAUCGGACUUCUGAAUCAAGCAGCCCCGCUUCACAGCUGAUAUGAGUGAAUUCGCAUGAGAAUCAUUACCUUAUUCCUGUAACAAGAGAACUAUUUUGUGAUAAGUGAAACUCAGCAUGUCCAAGGAGGAGUAUUCUGUGGCUGACAUAAAAGAAGGACUUCCCUGAAUGGUGUGUUGCUGCACGAGAAAAUAACUUUGAGAAGAAUGCUUUCUAUUAAGAAAAUGUUUUCAUUUCUAGUGCAUGCUAUUUCUUGAAAAGCUAUGCCAACAAAGAGUGACAAGAGACUCCCUGAAUUGCUUGUAUUUGGGGGAAAGACUUUGGCAAAUGUUAAUCCGGUGCCAGAAUGACCUUGGAAGCCUUUUGGAUGGAUUCUGCCCUGCCAGAAUCACAGUAUGUCAAAGCCCAAGAUUUAAACACAUCUUGAUGUGUUGAGAUAUUUUAAAACAAAGACUAUUUCCCAGCCUACCUGAUGGUCCUGCUUUAAUUGAGUUUUUGCUUAAAAUAGAAUACAGAAACAGAAGAGGCAUUUUCUUAACAUAUGGCUGCUAAUAACUGCAAAUCUAAUAAAACAAGAUUUAUAUUUCAUAGCACUAGCUAAUAAAUCCAGUUUCUCUAGAAGUGCCUGUAUGUCCAAAAGUUGCUUGAAAGCACUGGAAGGAGCUAACAAGAGACCUCUUUUCACCUUUCUAGCUCAUCCUCCUCCUUUAUCCCCCAAAGCUGAGAUGUGUCACUGGUGAACUAAGGCUGAUGAAGAGACCUGAGCACACUGUGAAAUACUCAGCUGUAAUACAGGCAUUGGCACUUUCUACUGAAGCAGGUUCUCAGACACUGAUUUGCAGAGUGUCUGGCACGGGCACCUGCUUGCUGCAGCCAAAGCUACAAAUUUUCCUAAUUCCAAGCCAUGAAUGAAUCCAAGUGGACUGAAUGGAGGAUCCUGAACAUGAGCAGUGGCAUUGUGAAUAUGUCCGAGCAUCAUUCCUGCCCACUUGGAUUUGGUCACUACAGUGUGGAGGAUGUUUGCAUCUUUGAGACAGUUGUUAUUGUCUUGCUGACAUUUCUGAUCAUCGCUGGGAAUUUAACAGUCAUCUUUGUCUUUCAUUGUGCUCCACUGUUACAUCAUUAUACUACCAGCUAUUUCAUACAGACAAUGGCAUAUGCUGACCUCUUCGUUGGAGUUACCUGCUUGGUUCCUACUCUGUCUCUUCUACAUUAUUCUACAGGUGUCCACGAGUCAUUGACUUGCCAGGUGUUUGGAUAUAUUAUCUCAGUUCUAAAAAGUGUUUCUAUGGCCUGUCUUGCUUGCAUCAGUGUGGAUCGCUAUCUUGCAAUAACCAAGCCUCUUUCCUACAAUCAAUUGGUCACCCCUUGUCGCCUGAGAGUUUGCAUUAUUAUGAUUUGGAUUUAUUCCUGCCUAAUUUUUUUGCCUUCUUUUUUUGGCUGGGGCAAACCUGGUUACCACGGUGACAUUUUUGAAUGGUGUGCCACAUCUUGGCUCACCAGUGCCUAUUUUACAUGCUUUAUUGUCUGUUUACUUUAUGCUCCUGCUGCCUUGGUUGUCUGCUUCACUUACUUUCACAUUUUCAAAAUCUGCCGGCAGCACACCAAAGAGAUAAAUGACCGGAGGGCCCGAUUCCCUAGUCACGAGGUAGAUGCCUCUAGAGAGGCAGGACACAGCCCCGAUCGUCGCUAUGCCAUGGUUUUAUUUAGGAUAACCAGUGUAUUUUACAUGCUAUGGCUUCCGUAUAUUAUUUACUUUCUUCUAGAAAGUUCUCGUGUCUUGGACAAUCCAACACUGUCCUUCUUAACCACUUGGCUUGCUAUAAGCAAUAGUUUUUGUAACUGUGUAAUAUACAGCCUCUCCAACAGUGUUUUCCGCCUUGGCCUCCGAAGACUUUCUGAAACAAUGUGCACAUCUUGUGUGUGUGUGAAGGAUCAGGAAGCACAGGAUCCCAAGCCCAGGAGACGGGCAAAUUCCUGUUCCAUUUGAAGAGAACUGCACAGUAAAUCAAAUGUAAUGUGACAGUGGUUUUGGAUUGUAUUCUUGAUUUAUUUGGAAAUUUGCCCUAGAGAAAUGUUUAUGUGAAUAGUUGACUAAGAAGUGAGGAAUGACAUUAAAGGUCUCUUUUAUUUCCUUUUGUGCAAGAAAAAAAGCAAAAGGAAAGGAUGUAUGAAGAAUAAUCUCGUAAGAGAAUUGUAGCGUGUGAAUAUGUGUUCAAUGUUUGAUUCUCAUCACUGAGGAUGGAAGAGAUACUUCAAAUCUGCAAAAUAUGAGCGCUUCUUAGCAUCUCUUUUUCUACAUUCUCUCUGCCUAUGUCUCUGUCUUUUCUUUAGACUUAUUCUGUGUUUUUACUCCUUGUACUGUAGUUGUUCAUUAUUUACUUACCUGUCCUUCAUGAAAAGUGCAAGUACUACAUUUAUGAGGCCAAGUAUAACCUUUCCAUCAUAGCACUGAGACAUGCAGUCUACAUCAAUUGUGUUGUGUUUAGGGAGGGUACACAGUAAGUGUUACAUUUUAUUAUUUUUCAUACCACAUGUGUUUAUGUUCUUGUCAUCUUCUUCACAGCACAGAUUCUCCACUACAAACAGAAAGGAAUAAUAUCUUUUUUUUCUUCUGUAAAAGCACUUUUGGUUUCUUUCCCUUUCCCCAACACCUGCAAUUGCCAAAUCAAUAUUUGAUUCCUCCGAAACAAACUCUGUAAGUGUCUUAGCUGAUGAACGAAUUCUCUAUAUAAGGGAGUCAAGGUAUUAAAUAAGGUAUUUUUUCUAACAAAGAAAUCUAGUAGUGAAGAGAUUGUGUUUAAUACUUUGAUGGAUUUUGGAAACAUUUUAUCUGCUUUCUUUGAAGAUUGUUCAUGUGCCUAAAGUUUUUUUUUUUUGCUAUAGUAAGGUUUUUAUAUUUUCUCUAUAAAGCCCAGAAUAUUCCUAACACAGAUGCAGAAUACUCACCUGUGAUGAAUAUCACUCUUUGUGCUACUCAUAAAGCCCUUUAGAAAAAGUUAAACACUGAGAUUGCGUAUUAGGUUUGUAACAACUUAUUUCACGUCCACUACUCAUUUUUAUGGUAUGUAGUUACAUAGUCCAUAUUUUUUUACAAAAGUAUAAAUUAUAUUAUGUGGCUUGUGCCUACUGUUUUCACACACACACAC
Messenger RNA from Microtus ochrogaster (prairie vole), 3381 nucleotides. It is a transcript of the gene Gpr52, whose product is annotated as G protein-coupled receptor 52. The record is from RefSeq and is a predicted model, not a curated record. Gene Ontology annotation, cellular component: membrane. The transcript is spliced from 2 exons. The coding region runs from base 1137 to 2222 and encodes 361 amino acids. Gene Ontology annotation, biological process: G protein-coupled receptor signaling pathway. Gene Ontology annotation, molecular function: G protein-coupled receptor activity. NCBI's taxonomy places the organism in Eukaryota, Metazoa, Chordata, Mammalia, Rodentia, Cricetidae.